AAACAAAACAACACAAAAAAUAAAAAGUAUGGAUAGUCACAAAUGGAGCCUAGGUUUCAUAUCUCUUGCUUUUCUCUUCAUCACUUCCUCUUCAGCAGAGUUCCUCAUUAAACAGGUCACAGAGGGCAGAGGAAUAGACUACAACAAUUCUUAUAGUCUCACGGCGAAUCUUGGAGUGACGACAAGAGUGUUGAGAGCAGAGCGACCAUCAAGUAAGAUAGUGACAAUCACAAGCUUCUCUGUGAUUAAGGACAGAGGAGAACCAUAUGAAUCCUCUAUUUUUGAGGCUGCUGGUUACAAAUGGAGAUUAGUUUUGUACGUGAAGGGUAAUCAGAAAGGUGGUAUAAAUAAUCAUAUUUCACUUUACGCGAGGAUCGAAGAGACAGAAUCUCUUCCAAGAGGGUGGGAAGUGAAUGUUGAUCUCAAACUCUUUGUCCACAAUCGGAAGCUAAACAAAUAUUUGGCUGUUACAGAUGGAAUAGUGAAGCGAUACAACGAUGCGAAAAAAGAGUUUGGAUUCACACAAUUGAUUUCUCUUCCAACAUUCUACAACGCGAACGAAGGGUACUAUUUGCAGGACACAGCUUCUUUUGGUGCUGAGAUCUUCGUUGUUAACCCGGCCGAGCAACAAGAGAAAGUCACAUUCAUAUCAAACCCUCCAAACAAUGUUUUCACUUGGAAGAUACUUCGUUUCUCUACCUUGGAAGAUAAAUUUUAUUACUCUGACGAUUUUCUCGUUGGAGACCGAUACUGGAGAUUAGGAUUUAACCCGAAAGGAGACGGAGGAGGAAGACCACAUGCACUCCCUCUCUACCUAUAUGCUCAAGGCCAUAAGGCAAACGCAGUUGUUACAAACACUUGGGGAGCGGUUAAUCUGCGGUUAAAGAAUCAACGAAGCUCCAACCAUAAACAAUUAUAUUCUGCAGCUUGGUAUCCGAUUCGAAGCGGUUAUGGUGUGGGAGUGAACAAUAUCAUAUUGAUGUCAGAUCUAAAAGAUGCAAGGAAAGGUUAUUUGGUGAAUGAUGCCAUUAUCUUUGAAGCUGAAAUGGUUAAAGUCUCUGUGACCAACAUCGUCUCCGCUUAAAUAUCUCUACUUCUUUGUCAACAAAACAACCUUACGAAUAAAGAGACGUUUGAUGAGUUUAAUUUGUAAUACGACGACGUUGCUGAUGCUUUUGAUGUAAUCGUUGUUUCUGUUCUUCGAGUUUUCUUUUUUCUCCUGUUUUGUUAUCAAUGAAAUAAAGGUAUAAAACUGUC
Molecule: messenger RNA, 1257 nt
Organism: Arabidopsis arenosa
Lineage: Eukaryota; Viridiplantae; Streptophyta; Magnoliopsida; Brassicales; Brassicaceae
Source: the annotation of a GenBank genome assembly